AGCUGCGGGGAUGAUGCUGAACGGAACUGUUUUCCAGUUUGCAAAAGUUGAGCAUUUAUUCAAAGAGACUUGCAAAUGCUGCCCCAGUUGAAAGGUUGUGUCUUGCUUAGCUUUCUUACUUCUUUUAAAGAUCAAGAUUCACAGAACAGGAUCCCUGCUAGCUGUGUGUUUCAUUGCUUUCUCUGCUGCCUGGAAAUGGACUGAAAAACUCCUAAAGGAUUUCUUAUUCCAUGAAAGGAAACAUUCACGGAAGAAAGAAAAAAAGGAGAGCUGUCUUUGCUGUUGUGCAGACUUUAGCCAUGGACCUGCGUGGACAACUGGAGAAUACGGAGAGGAGCUGGAAUAAAGAAAAAAUGGAAUUGCUGGAGAGAUUUGACAACGAAAGGAAAGAAUGGGAAUGUCAAUGGAAGGUCAUGCAGAAGAAAAUAGAAGAGCUUUACCAGGAGGUAAAACUUAGAAGGGAGAGCAAUAUGACUGUCCAUGAUAGCAAGGCCAUUCAGAGCAAGCUGCAGCUGUCCAUGCAUUCCCCUACCUUGCAAGAGACUGACACAGCGAAGCUGCACCAUCAACACAAUGUGGCAAACGACAGAAUGGAGAAAGGGAGUCUGCUUGGUAUAACAGGACACGAAUGGAAGGAGCCCAGAGACACCAGCAGAAACAAUAUUCUGUUAGUGGACAAUCUGGCCUUUGAGAACCACAAAAAACCUGAAGACAGCCUCACCAUUAAAACUUCGGAGCAGAAUACCAAGAAUUAUAUAGGUGAUCUCAAUGUAGCUCUUAAAGAACUUGCCAGAGUCAGUGAAGAAUUAUGCAGCUACCAAGAGGAAAUUCGAAAGAAGUCAAAUCACAGAAGAAUGAAGUCACUUCCUUUCCUGGGGGAAUUUGAGGAAACCCAAAACACAGUUAUUCUGCCUGAGAUGAACCAUGUGUCCAGCAAUGAAUCACAAACUUCAGUUGCUUUUGAAACAGAGGAACAUAAUAAUAGGAAGAAUCUGAUGAGCUCCACCAAGGCUUUGAAGGACAUUUCUUAUGGUAGUCUUACUGGUGGCAUAGGAACAGAUUUCAGUCCCUGGCAAAAGAAAGAAGCUCCACCAGUUCCUCCACGGAGCACUUCUCGGCACCUAACUAACUCACUUUCUGCAGUCAUACAGCUUUCAGAAGCACCCAUAAGAGAUCCGGACAUCAAAAGCAAUUGCAAGGCUCAGGGUUGUUGGAAUGGGGGGAAACUGAGGAAUCCUUCACCUGUAAACAAAAAUAAAUCUGCAGUAGCCUCUGCAAAUGAAGGGCAGGCUGUGAAAGUCCCUGUAAUGGUAACUGCUGCAAUACCUGUAACCAAAAAUGAGUGCAAUGUUCCAACAAAUUUCUGCCACAACACAUGGGCAUAUGAUAUGGGCAAGCUUGGAAAAGACAACAAAAAUGAGCCUUCCCCACUGUCAGCCCAAAAGAGUUGUUCAGAUGGAAAUAUGGCCCAAAGCAACAAGAUGCAUCAGAAACAAAACACCAAGUCUCACAGCAGCCCUUUUUACAGUAAUGACUUUUAUGCCCCUGCUACCUCGCACAAUGAUCUUUUGGAAGACACCAGGCAUCCUUUGGGAAAGACCCAAAGGAAUGAAACGCUAGCAGCAAAGAUUGAUGAGUUUAAUCGGACUGUAUUUCACACAGAUAAACGUAACAAUGCUCUGCAGGAAAAUCAGGUGCCUCCAACAGCAUCAGAAGAUCACAAGCCCUGUGUGACUCUGUGUGACUCUGCUACUAGCAGGGCAGAAACUGUGAAUACAUCUUGUGCUUCAAAUCCCAAGCUGUCUGCAACAAAGGAGCAAGAAACUAACAACCCCAGCAAAGCUGUCAGGACAGCAGGGCAACAAAAACACAUGAAUGGACUUCCAAAUACUAGUGGUUACAGGCACAUGCUUCACGAGCAUGACUGGAGACCAAGUAAUUUAUCCGGCCGCCCGCGUUCAGCUGACUCAAGGUCCAACUAUGGUGUUGUUGAAAAGCUUUUGAAAACCUAUGAAAAAUCAACUGCGACUUCUCCGUGUAAUGCAAAAUGCUGCAAAGAUAAGAGGACACAGGCAAAUUCUGAAUUCACCAAUGGGGGUUGCGAGACACUGAGUCAGUAUUUAGAAAUGCUCCAGAUUGAGCAAGAAAAACAAGAAUUUCCAAGGAAUUCAGCCAGGCAUAUUGGGCAGCAACUCAAGCAAGGAAAAGAGAGACAGAAGUUACCAGAGAUAUGCGUGCCAGUGAAAUGUUCAAGUGAGAAGGGCUUCUCCCGUCCCGCUCGGCCAGCAAAUCGACGCCUACCUUCCAGAUGGGCAUCCAGAUCCCCUUCAGCACCGCCUGCUGUGAGAAGAGCAGUGUACAACUCUGUCUCCUUUCGGCCUCAGUAGUCUGAACCCAGAGCUGGGUUGGAUGGUGUUGUGAAAGCUCUAUGCCUCACUAUAACUGUGUUUGGUAUGUGUCGUAGCAACCAGUUCCACACUGUUGUGUUUUGUCCAAGAGUGACCCCCACCACAUGCCGGACAAAGCAUUCUGAAUCUUAGGUCAUCAUCACCAUGGUCUUCAGUGUUUUUAUUGAGACGAAAUAGAGAUAUCCCUGGUUUUCUCUGUUUUUUGGGUUUGUUUUUAAAUAGUUCACAAGGAAUUUCUUUUGAAUGGCAUCUUUCUCAAUUUUUUGAUCAAUUUUGAGUUGAAACAAUGUAUAGUGCUGUAUAUUCUGACUUUUCUGCAAACAGCAGAAUGUAAAGCUGUAUGCAUGAUCAUGUGUUUGUAGGUGCAUGUGUUGGACUAGGAAGUAUACUGGCCUGUAUUUAGAAGAGACAAACUGUGCUAGUGUUGACAUUGAAAUUACAACCUAUAUGCCUACAUAUAUAUAUAUAUAUAUAUACUUUGUGUUUAUUUUAAAAAGUUUGAAAUAUACAGUCCCGAUGACAUUUAUAUUUUGUAUAUCUUUUACAUAGGUUCACAGGUGUAGUAUUUAAUGUAAAAAAACUAAAUAUGCAUUUUUUGUGACUGAUCGCAGUGAUAAUGCCUUGCACAAUAUGUAUCUGAAGCAGACUAGCUUGACUGAUUUGUCAGUCAUGCUUCUUGGCAUCCUUGUUCAAUUUCCUAACCCUAAUGCUAGGUCAAAAUUCCCAAACAUAUUUUUUCCGAAUUAAAAUAUUAUAUGAUUUGUAAUACAUUAGCCUUUUUCAGCACCAGAGACAUUUCUGAAAUGUUCCAAACCCUUUACAAAGCUUAAAUGUGCCAUUAUAUGUAUAGCAUACUGUAAACACUUUGGUAGAUUCAGCUACUCUAACAUACAAUUUAUGAAGGGAAGAAAAGAGUUGUAUAUGCUCAAUUCUGUAAAGCUUAUUUUUCCUUCUAGCAUUAUACUUUGAGGUUUGGCAAAGUCAGAUAACAAUGGACUUGUUUACUUUCACUCAAGGCAGGAGAACAAGCAUCGUUGCUCCCAGUGCUGCAGCCACACUCCUUUUUUACUCUUCUCCUAGACUAGAGUGCCUGAGCCACUUGCUAAUUCCCUGCUCCUGGACUGACUCGUGGCAGUCAGUUAUGAAGUUUACUUGCACUCUGACAACAAGCUGCAUCUAGUAGGGAAAUACUGCAUCGAGAUAUGAUCACAAUGGUGCCCGAAAUCCUGACACAUGGCAUUGCGACUCUGCUGUUGCUAUCACUUGACUUGGUAUUGUUUGCCGUCUGAAUGACAUGCACAGAGCCUGGCUUGUUCCUUCUCACAGAGUGAAAGAAGUAUGGAUGCUGCCCAGGCUCUGAACUUUCAGAAAGACAGUGUCCUUCAUCCUGGAAUUUUUGUACCUUUCGUUAGGCUGUUGCUGGAUACACAGUGCAGUAAUGAUGACAAAUGUUACCUUUAAACAACAUGUCUAGGUCAGAAGGAGUAAAAAGGUACUUCUUCAACAUCAGCCUGAUCUUGUCUGGCAACUUUUCUUCUUCUGGAGAAACAUAGUGUGUUCAAAGGAAUUUCAAAAAUCAUCCCAGGAUCCAUUAAUGUGCACAUCUUCUUAUGUGAAUGUAAAAAGGAUUUCAGAGAGAGUAUAGGCUUUUGUCCUAGUGAAUUGUAUAUGUGGCAGUAUAGGGAAAAUUUAAUGUGCUUAAUUUGGUAGUGAUCUGUUGUUCUAUUCCAGUCAUGUUGAGAAUUCACACUUUUUUUCUUCCUUUAAGGACCUUAUUCUUCUUUCCUCUGCACAAUUUUGAUUUUGAAGAGAGAGAAAACAGGAGGCCCUGUGUUCUGAGCAAUAGCCUGUGUGGUAGUAUUGGUAACAGUUCAGGCUUGCAAAUACUGCAGUGAGCAGGCAUUAGAGCCAUAAAUCCCAAUUUAUCAUGCCAUUGUGGCUGUCUGCUUGGCCAAAAAUACACUCAGAAUAAUUUGCUCUAUCUAAACUUCUGGUCCUUUCUAGGUCUAUCCCACAACACAUGAAGACUUCAAGCAAAUCAACAAUUCAUCAAAACUUACUCAGACAUUAUUGCAAAGUUAUUGCUGGAAUAGAUACAAGGACAGAAAAUCUUGAAGAAAAUUCAUACAGUUUAGAUAGAGACAAAAAAAUCUGUCUGCUCAAGUGAAAAAUCAAGCGUUCUAUAAAUUUGACUGUUUGCCCUAAUUUAGAAAUUGCACUCCAUUAGCUUCCUCAGCAUUAGAAAAAUUAGACAUGAUUCAUGCUAAAUUUGGAACAUGGUUUAAUAUUCUAUCUAACUGUGGAAAUUAACAAACCAAAAUACCUUGCAAAUUGACCUUUUAAACGCCUAAGUAGCUGACCAGCUUUGCAUGCCUAAUGCUGAGGAAAGAGUAAUGCGAGAGAAUUGUAAAAAAAUGUGGUUCUUAACUUCAGUCACUGUUGACUGCAAAAACACUUCUUUAAAUUACUUUCAUGGUGAAGUUAAGCACUUUUGUUCUGAGAAAUUGUGAUGCAGUUUUGUUUGAAGUAUGUAACUCCAAAAGCAUUUCCCUUGAUUAGUCAGUGAAGGUGUUUCUUUAGUUCCCUUCAGUUUCUUUGGUUGCCUUUGACAUAGACCACAUUGUUGAAUCACAGAGAAAGGAUCAAAUACCAACAACAUUCCCUGAUGUAUGUAAGUUAAAUGAACAGAAGGUUUUUGAAAUAAACUAACAGGUCAAGGAUGAGUCCAUUUUGUCAAGAUUUUCUGUGUCUGUCUAAUUUUAGACAUGGGUUCUGAUGCCUAAAAGUACCAAAACUGGUGAUUUUGGUCUGCAGACAGCUAGUUGGAAGGCCUAACUUUAGAAAAUUGCCACUGUCACUGUUUAAAUAUCCUUUUCAACUGCACUUUUAACAGGGCCAGUUGACUGUGGUGAUUUUUCUAGUUCCCAUAACAGUGGUUAUUGAACCACAGUAAAGGCUUUAUUCACUUAUUUGCUGUAGGGGGAAAAGCUUCUUUGGACUUUCAAGUUCCCCUCUGUUGUUUCUGACAAGGAAAUCUACACAUAUACACAUGCUUGUGCAAGAAACACAAAAGAUCUAAGCAUAACUUGAUCUUCCUAUUAAUCUUAGUGUCACCAGUGGAAGUGGUGAGCUUUGUAAGCCUGUUUCUGAAAUAGGUUUCAAUAAUUUUACUCCUCCAUACCCUGUCUGAAGUCUUAAUGCAGAUAUAUGUUAUUCUUACUUGCACUCUGAAUUAGUCUCUCCUUAUUGCAUGUCUUAGUAACUCCCUGCAGACAGAGAGUCAGCUGCCCAUUGAAAUGGGGAUGUCACUAGGAAUCAGAUGUCUGGCAUAUAGUUGGCAAAAAGCAUCAUUCUCCCUCAUGCCAGGACAUACAGCCAUAAUCUUACCAGACCUUUUUAUGGAGGAGCAUGGCAGGGUAGAAGCAUACAGAGAAGAAUCACUCAGAUCUUACUUGCAUAUGUAACAGAGCAGGCCACCUGGAAGCUAGAAAAUUGGCCUGAUUCGGACCCUCUGCCGGAGGCAGAAGGAGUAGAGGACAAUAAUUCCCUUCAAAACCGCUAUCAUUCCUCAAACUCCACUGUUCCUCAAACUCCAAAGAGUACCCUUCCAUUAGGUGAUUUUUCUUUACUAUGUAAAAGUGACAGACUCAUGUAUCUUUAAAAUACUUUAAAAUAAAAUGUUGCUGAAGGAACGAACUUUAUUUUCUAGCAACAACACAAUUGUCCCUCACUAUUACACACACUGUAAGGCUGUUAUAUGUAGGAAAGGAUUGGCAAUCAGUGUAAUAGAAUUUUCCAGAGCAUUCAGAACACCAAUUUAUUUCUCCAGUUGUCUAUUUAAAAAAUUGGGGUUUUAAAUAGGGAUUUUGUAUCCAAAUGUCUUCAACAGCAUUUUAGCAAAGAUCUACAGUAAUCCAGAAGGCAGGCCCAAGAACUUACACAAUUCUCACCAUGCUGCUACGCAAAGAAUUUCUUCGGCUUUAAGAUCUGUAAUGUACAAGUCUAGCCAUUUCAUGCUGAUAUUCUCAGUAAUGGUAUUCUCAUUUGUAAUGGUGUCUUUAGUUGUGUACAUGUCUUUACACUGGAAGGUGCUGUAAAUGCACUAAAUCAAAGCCCCUUGUUGCUUCUGGCCUUCCCACCUCUCUUUGAUUCGCAGUGUGUACUUCUAUGUGGUUUAGUGCUGUUGGUCUGUAUGUAUGUGCCAUACCAUAGGCCUUUCUAUCUGUACUGCAGCAAAAAUAUGUUUUUUGGACAGGCUGUUCUAAAACGUGCUGAUAUUGCUAUUGCCAUUCACGAAUACAUUAGAUCUUGAUCUAUUGUUUUGCAUCACUGAAAAUGCACUUUCUUCACUGUUAAUGGCAUACAUUAUACAGAAUUUGAGCUUUUGCUUUUUGAAAUGACUAUUCAUCUGCUUUUGCACUUUGGUUCUACCCCUCUCCCUCAGACCUCUUCUGUUGGCAAAGUUCUUGUAUCAGUAGAGACGUGUUUCUGAUGUGUCCAGUUGUUCCAGUUGCUGCGUGGCCAUGGCAGCUCAUACCUAAGGGUGCCUUGCUAACUGUGUUGCUCUAGAAAGAAUUGUACUAGAAUUUCCAUGGAUACGAGAGACUGAACCAUCAACAUGAUCAAAGUGAAUGUGUUGUUAAUGCCUUUUCUCUAGUACCUCCUGUCAGCAAUGUUUCUGUUAAAGGGUCUGGAAUUUGUUUCCUCCUAAUGGUGCAUGUUUGUGUGUAUGUAUGGCCAAGAUUCACUGAAAAAUGACACUGUAGGGGAGUCCAUACAUGUUAUAUCUUAAAAUCAGAUUAUCUAAUGUGUGAGCCCAAAAUAUAGUGGUCUAUCACAUGAGAUAAUUUUUCCCUUUACUGUGGAGUAGAUGCAAUUCCAAAAUGAACAGUGGGAAGAGAGCAGGCCCUGCACAGGUAUGUCUAAGGUAUGUCACACAAGUAAGCAAGCUUUGCUGGCUGAUAUUAUUGGGUGAGUUAAAAUCUCUUGACUAGUCAACUCAUUAAAGCCAGGAGUUCUUUAAUAUUAGAUCUCAGUGAAUGCAUAGACUUCUACUAACCUGCUAAUGUAUCGCAGGGAGUGUAAUGCUGAGGAAUCUGAUUUUGAUUGCCCCUCCACAUGGAGGGAGGCCAUUGGCUGUGGCAGAUGUGCCUGCACUUCUGCCAGUGCCCCUCAAAAUUCCCUAAAUGCGUUUGCUGCAGCUAGAAUAAUUUCUAAAUCAUAUUCAUGGUAGGAAAGGACUGUCAUUAAAGAAAAUUGCAGUCAUAUGUGAACUCUGCAAACAUGACACUGCCAGCUGGCAUGGUGACACAGAAAAUCAUACUGAAUUUUUCUUCUGUAUCACAAGAUAUCUGCAGCAGGUCAGCUGUUCUGGUACCAUAUGUGAUGUAGAGCUGCUUAAGAUGUUGUUGGAAGAACACCACAGCCAGAUAUGUAUGUACAUAUGGUGUGCUUGUUUCUUUGCAGAAUCUUUCUAGUUUCCACGAAAUUAUUCUGAUUGUUUUGGGAGUUUGGGAUUUUUUUUUUCCAAAUUCAGCUGAAGACACUUGACCUACCCAUGCUGUUGCUGGUAAGUUUCAUAGAAGUUCUUCUGAAGCCAAAAUAUCUACUCAGAGAGUAGCUGGCUACCAAAGGAGGUAAGACGGUGAGAUGCAAGUUGAACAAGCCCGUUCACAAACUGGCUCAUACACUCUUACAUCUUUGUGUACACACACACACAAACACUUGCACACGCACGCACAUCUUAGGAACUUUUCUUCCAGAAAGUCCCACAGUGUCCAGGGAAGCUGUUUUUUGCUGUAAGACACUUUACUGCAUAUAUGAGCACCACAGUCAGAUACAUAGUACAUACAGAAAAAUGAUGUCUAAUAUUGUAUGUAAAGAGAAUCCUCCCAAAGAGUGGUACUGAAAUCUUUACAUAAAAAUAGCGUGUGACUUAAUGGAAUCCAGCAGUUUCUGAAAGCCCAAUUUCAUGUAAGCAAAUGCAAUCAAAUCUUUUAAUGAAAGAAAUGUGCUUAUGCAUGUCCUCUUUUCCUUCAAAAUAUUAUAAGCCUACCUUACAGCUCUGAUCAUGAUUUUGCCUCUUGUACUGCAGGGGAAAAAAAGAAACAAAGGAACUGAAAAUAGAGAAAAUAAGAACAAUUCUCAAGCUUAGGCACAGAAAAAUGGCUGUACUGGUCUCCCUGUACAUGGAUGAGACUUUGUCAGUUUAAGAUUAACAGUGUUUUCCAUGCAAAGAUCUUCCAUUUCUCCUCUGCAGUUUUACUCCUUCCUUCCCUCUCUUUCCAUCAGAAGGGGACCAUUCGACCACCUUAGAAGAGAAAUAGGCCUGGUAAAAAUAGUUCUAUGGAGGGUUCUUUUCACUUUCCAGCUUCUCUUCCACAGCCCUCCAGAGCUGCAAAGCACAUGAUGUUUCUACAGACCAGAUGAGAGAAAACAGAAAGAUGGCUUUAGUUAUCUUUCUGCAGCAGGCACUGCAUAAGCCAGUUUGGGGCUGAAUAGCUUCAUGUGUCCUUUUUUCUUCUGUAGUAUGGAAAAAGCUUUUUCCUUUUCUGUGCAGGAGUCUGUAUUCCUUUCAACCACCUUUUGGAUGGAUUUCUGCAAUUUUGGUUCAUUUUACAGCAAAAUUUCACGGCAGUUGGGACAGAAAGUGAAGAAUUCCUCAUUUACUAUUGGAAGUUGGCCAAAAGCUGAACUAGAUGUACAAAGGGCCAAGACAAAUUUAAAACUGUUUAAAAAUCUCUUGCCAAAGUGAUCUGCAGUCACCCCACCAAGGUUUUUAGAAGUGAACUGUCUCUUUAAGCUUGGCUCCAACUUCUUUCUCCUGUAGUGAGUGGAGAGUGGAUGAUGAAAGUAAUUUGCAACAUUCAGAAAUGAAGAUAACAGUGGUCUGAUGAUUUAAGUAGCAUUAUGCUGCUUGCAAAGCCUCCUAUGAGUUAUGUGUCAGAUAUUCUGUUUUUCCUAGAAUGCCAUUUAGUGCCAGCCUUCAUGUAUUUUGGCCUAGACUGCUGUCUCAUAGGUUGUAUACAUUUAGGUAUGUCUGGGAGACCGAGGCUCAUGUAAUGCUGGGGCCAUCACCUCUGUCAUCAUUCAAGAAACAUUUGAGGAAAUCAGAGCUCACUAAUUCCAAA
This is a messenger RNA of Pyrgilauda ruficollis (rufous-necked snowfinch), 9538 nucleotides long. RefSeq names its product KIAA0408 ortholog. The transcript has 6 exons. The record is from RefSeq and is a predicted model, not a curated record. Bases 231 to 2387 code for a protein of 718 amino acids. NCBI's taxonomy places the organism in Eukaryota, Metazoa, Chordata, Aves, Passeriformes, Passeridae.